Molecule: messenger RNA, 4144 nt
Organism: Populus nigra (black poplar)
Lineage: Eukaryota; Viridiplantae; Streptophyta; Magnoliopsida; Malpighiales; Salicaceae
Product: disease resistance protein RPV1-like
Exons: 6
Coding region: 487-3957 (1156 amino acids)
Biological process (GO): defense response; signal transduction
Molecular function (GO): ADP binding
Source: RefSeq, a predicted model, not a curated record
GCAAGGUCUUCCUUUUCUUUUUCUUUUUCUUUUUUUGCGUAGAGAAUGGUUUACAGAACAUACAACUUGAAAAGGCAGCAAAAGCCAAUAAAGGAAAGUAACAUCGCGACUUCACUCAACGAACACGAGAUAGAAUCAGAACCUAGAAAAUGAAGUCCAAAAGCAGAGUGGCGUGGUGGAUAGGCAACAAAUUGAAUCACAUCGACACGGAGGACGAGGACGACGACAAGCAUUUAGUUACUUUGACUAAUCGGUGAAUUUAUUUUAAGCUACCCCUUUUAUACCAUCACCGACAACUUUGUCACCCCUGGUCAUGCGAGCAAGCGUGGUGGUGCCUGUUGUAUGUAAUAAAUCCGUAAAGAAGUACCAUUGGCCAUCUCAAAAACCUGAUACCUGGGCUGACAAGUAAACGCCCUAGGGCAGAUUGCGGAAGAGCUUAAACCUAAAAGCAAUAUCUGCAAAGAAAGCACAAACCCAUCUCCACCGAUGGCUUCCUCCAACUCCAACUCAUCAAAAUGGGAUUAUGAUGUGUUCUUGAGUUUUAAGGGUGCAGACACAGGGAAAGGUUUCACAGACCAUUUAUAUUCUGCUUUGGUUCGAGAUGGAAUCCACACAUUUAGAGAUGUUAAUGAGAUCGAUAGUGGUGAAGAAAUUGGACCCGAGUAUCUUCAAGCAAUUGAGAAGUCAAGGUUUUCUAUUGUCAUUCUCUCAAAAGGCUAUGCAUCCUCCACUUGGUGCCUUGAUGAGCUUGUGCACAUCCUCGAAUGUAGAAAAGAAGGAGGUCAUGCUGUUUGGCCUGUCUUUUAUGACAUAGAUCCAUCUGACGUUGAAGAGCUGAAAGGGAGCUUUGAAGAAGCUUUUGCUGAACAUGAAAAGAGUUUCAAGGAUGACAUGGAUAAAGUGCAGGGAUGGAAGGAUGCUCUCAGAGAAGUUGCUUACCUCAAGGGUCUGGAUCUACAAAAACAUUGGGAUGGGCAUGAAGCAAAAAAUAUUGACUAUAUUGUUAAGGAGAUUUCAGACAGACUUGACCGAACAAUCUUGAGUGUCACUACACACCCAGUUGGUUUGCUUUCUCGUGCAAAAGAGGUGAUUUCAUUGCUAGGUGAAAAGCUAGUAGAUGUCCGUAUAGUUGGGAUAUAUGGGAUGGGGGGGAUAGGCAAAACGACUGUUGCCAAGAAUGUUUACAAUUUAGUCUUCCAUGAAUUUGAAGGUAGCUGCUUCCUUGAAAAUGUUAGAAAAGAAUCAAUUUCCAAGGGCAUAGCCUACUUACAGAGGCAACUUCUCUCGGAGACCUUGAAAAAAAAACAUGAAAAGAUAGACAACAUUAGUAGAGGAUUGAACGUGAUAAGAGACCGGCUGCAUCGGAAGCGCAUUUUCAUUGUUCUGGAUGACAUUGAUGAACUGGAACAGCUGAAUAAGAUUCUUGGAAAUUUCGACUGGCUUUUUCCAGGAAGCAGGGUGAUAAUAACAACUAGAAUCAAGGAUCUGCUACAGCCAUCAGAGUGGUAUCUACAAUACGAGGUUAAGGAAUUGAAUAACGAUGACUCUCUUCAGCUCCUACGUUUACAUGCCUUUAAUGAACACCAUCCCGUUGAUAAUUACAUGGAUUGCAUGAGAAGAAUUGUAUCUUAUGUUAGAGGAAUUCCUCUAGCUCUUGAGGUCUUGGGCUCUUCUUUGUGCGGCCAAACCAUCAAUGUAUGGAAUAGCAAGUUGGAAAAGCUGAAAGUGAUUGGCAACGGAGACAUUCACAACAAACUUAAAAUAAGUUAUGAUUCUCUUGAUGAUACUGAGAAAUUUAUAUUUCUAGAUAUUGCAUGUUUCUUCAUUGGAUAUAACAAGGAUUACAUCAUGAGCAUACUUGAAGAUUGUGGUUUCUUUCCUGCUGAUGGAAUUAAUACUCUCAUGAGGAGGUGCCUUGUAAAAGUUGGACCUGAUAAUAAGUUAACGAUGCAUGAUUUGCUUAGGGACAUGGGAAGAGAGAUCGUUCGCCAAGAGUCUUCUACAGAUCCCGGGAAACGUAGCAGACUGUGGCUCCAAGAAGAUGUCAUCGAUGUAAUAACCGACCGAAUGGGUACAAAAGCAGUUGAAGGCCUCAUUCUAAACCUGCCAGGAUUAAAACAGUCGUUUAGUACCAAGGCAUUCAAAAAGAUGAAAAAGCUACGACUGCUGCAACUCAAUUGCAUAUGCCUUGAAGGAAGCUAUGAAUAUAUUUCCACUAAAUUAAGGUGGCUGUGCUGGCUUGAAUUCCCUUUGAAAUCAAUACCACCUGAUCUUUAUUUGGAAACUUUGAUUGCUCUAGAUAUGCGCUAUAGCAGUCUACACCAGUUUUCGGAGGAAAUAAAGUCUCUUAAAAAGCUGAAAUUCCUCAACCUUAGCCACUCCCAUGAGCUCACCAAGACUCCUAACUUAGAAGGCUUACCUUGUCUUGAAAAAUUGAUACUUAAAGAUUGCGUUAGUUUGGUAGAGGUUCAUGACUCCAUUGGAAUUCUUGGUCGUCUUCUUCUUCUGAAUUUCAAAAAUUGCAAGAGCCUUAAAACUCUUCCAGGGAGCAUCUGUGCUCUAAGCUCACUUAAGAAGCUAAAUGUGUCAGGUUGCUUGAAACUUGAGGGAUUGCCUGAAGAUUUGGGGAGUUUGAAAUCCUUGGUUGUUCUUCUUGCUGAUGGAACUGCAAUAAGUACUAUUCCAGAAACCAUUGGAAAUCUAGAAAAACUUAAAAUAUUGUCUUUUCAUGAUUGUCAUCUUAUCUUUUCCCCAAGAAAAUUUCCACAAACAAUGAACAUCUUCCCAGCUUCUUUACAAGAACUAGAUCUCAGACGCUGCAACUUAUCUGAUUCCAUGAUUCCGCAUGAUUUUCGAGGCUUAUUCCUUCUGCAAACUUUGAAAUUAUGCGGGAACAACUUUACAAGCUUACCAGCUAGCAUUGGAAACCUUCCUAAGCUUACAAAACUUUUGCUAAACAACUGCAAAAGACUGGAGUACAUCCCAGAGCUUCAGUCAAGCUUGGAAACAUUCCAUGCAAAUGAUUGCCCUAGGCUGCAAUUUAUUAACAUGAAAUUCUGGCGAGGAGGAGAGCUGAAAUUGAAUGGUUGCCGAAACUUAAAAUGCUUGCAGGGAUUUUUCAACUUGGAACCCUUAGGAGUGGACGUUGUGGAAAAAAUUCUUGGAACUUGUGGCUUGGUCACGGAAAAACCUUUCCCAGCUGUUGAAGUGCAUAUAAUUAAUAAUCUGACAAGAACUGCUAUAAUUAGCCCUCUACAGGCUCUUUGUGAAAAAUCUAUUUACAGCAUCUUUUUACCAGUGAAGGAUAUUCCAACAUGGUUCAGCCAUCAGAAUGAAGGAGACACAAUAUCCUUGCAAGUGCCCGCACUUGAUCCUGGUUGUAAAGUAACAGGAUUUCUUAUAUCGGUAGUUUAUGCAUGGGAAGAUUCCCUUGAAUCCUGCUAUUUAUCCCCUAACAUUACAGUUAUUAACAGAACAAGAAAUUUUGACUGGAUGUAUGACCCACGAGUCACCUUCUUUCCAUGUGAAGUCGAACAGGAUAUGAUGUGGCUGAGCUGUUGGUUGUUUGAGAAUGAAAUAAACGAGAAAGGCAUAGUAGAUAUGAGCUGGAGAUUUCAGGAUGAGGUGGAAGAAGGGGAUCAACUGGAUGUCUUGAUUGACAUGGGUUUUGGAAUUGUCGUGAAAAGGUGUGGCAUCCACUUGCUUUACCAUCACAACGAUUUACAGGGUUCCCAGUCAAAUGAUAUACUAGCUGCUAUUCCACAUGCUUGCUUUUCAAGACACCAUGGGAGGUUUAUGAUGUCAAGUCGUCUGUUUUUGACAUUCGAUCGCAACUGCCAUGAAGUAACAUGCCAUGAAGUAACACUUGCUCGAAGGUGGCAUGAUGUACAAAGUUUCAAGAGAUGGUCAAAUAAAAGGGAGCAAAGGGUGAACGAGCUACCUGAUUUUUAUCGAUGAAAGAAUUUAAACAACUAAGCUUUACAGAAGUUCCAAAGAUCACGAAAUCUUGUUAUCUUUGGAUUAUUAAUUGCUUCCUAGAAAUUUAGUAUCCUGUAGCCUUAAUUGGACAGCUUGAACCAUAUUCUUAACAGUACUGAUUUCAUUUGAUGAGCCAGAAUGAUGAGCCCUCUGAAUUGCCCUACAA